This is a messenger RNA of Durotheca rogersii, 1089 nucleotides long. RefSeq lists its product as uncharacterized. The record is from RefSeq and is a predicted model, not a curated record. The coding region runs from base 251 to 802 and encodes 183 amino acids. Lineage: Eukaryota; Fungi; Ascomycota; Sordariomycetes; Xylariales; Xylariaceae. The transcript has a single exon.
CGCCGUGAGCUUGUGACCUCGCCCCCCAUCUUCCCCCAUUCCUUCAUUCUGCGACCCCUCUCUGCCUCUGUAUGCGUCUCGAGGUAACACGCGGUUUGGGAAGACCGCCGGCGAGAAAGGGGGGGGGGAGAGGGGGGGUUGGCGGGGGGUUCCUGUCCUUCCCCCCCCCAUUCGCCGAUCCGAUUGAAGCCAACGUCCGACCUUCCUCCCGAAGUGUGCGAUUCCCGUCUGGUGGUGCACGACAUUUGACAUGGCAUUUCGAGAACUGCUUGCUUGCUUGCUUGCUUGCUUGCUGCUGCUGCUACUACCUGCCUGCCUGCCUCCACCACUGCACCGCUGCCACGACGGCCACUGCUACUGCUACCCAUCCACGACGACGACGACGACGGGUACCGUCGCCACCGCUGCCGCAUUCUCACCUCGCCGCCGCCCUCCUACCCCGCUGCGCCACCCACCCGGCGACGACGCUGCGGGCCUUGGCUCCCUGCCCCCCCGCCUCUUUCCCCGUGCACGAACGCCGUCGCCGGGCGUCGGCUCGGCGCCGAAGAGGAGGGUCGUUGUUGUAUACGUGCGUACGGAUGCGGUAGGAUUCUGGAAUGGACGUCUGCUGCGCGUCGACUGUCUGGGGGGGGGGUCUGCCUGUAUGGCUUGUGUGCAUGCGGCGUGUCGACAUGUGUGUGUGUGUGUGUGCCAGGUAUGUACGAGGGCCUGCGUGCGGUACGCGCGGCGCCGAUCGACAGACAGACACGUAUCUCUACCCCUGCCCCCCCUCGCAGCAGCGCUUCUUCUUCUCCUCUCCUAGCGGUUCGCGCCAGGCGUGCGGCGCGCGCCCUCGAGGAUCGGGCGCUGCACGCAUGUUUGUGCAGCGUAGCCUCGGCGUGCGAGUGCCUCCGCUCGCUCGACGACGAGUCGACGGCGCGAGGCCAGGGGGGAGGGAGUGAGGGUAGCCCGAACGGCGCACCGCAGCAACAGGCAAACCGCGAGACUAUGACGUCGCGUCCGCACCCCGUCUGUCCGGCUUGUCCAGUCUCGGCGGCGGCCGGGGCGACAAGAGGAGGAGGAGGAGGAGGAAGAGGGGGGAGAUGCGGG